This is a messenger RNA of Orycteropus afer afer, 1113 nucleotides long. Lineage: Eukaryota; Metazoa; Chordata; Mammalia; Tubulidentata; Orycteropodidae. The record is from RefSeq and is a predicted model, not a curated record.
AUGGAUAUGGAGCAGAAAUCAGAAGACAAGGUAAGGGAUGCCCACUUGGUGUUAGAAAAGACUGAAUCCUGCUUUACCCAACCAAAACCAUGUAAAAUGGGAAAAGAAGCCACUUUUCAUGGCAGCGUUCAAGGGGAAACCCUUCCUCCACUGGAAAAUCUCAACAUCUCAGCAACAUCUACAGCUAAUGGUGUUAAAUCCUUCCAUGAACAGCCUGUGGCCUCCUCAAGAACGGAUGGAGCUGAUCAACCAGGCUCCACAGGAAAGGAAUUAGCGUAUCACCCAGGAUCCACAGAGGAGACUCAGCCUCUAGAGGAACCUCAGGACAGGCCACCUCAGCUAUGUGGCAAUGAUGAUACCCCAGGAGCAGAAGAAAAGAAGGAAGAUGCAGAAGCAGCGGCUUUGGCUCAGUCUUUGACAGGAAAUGCUAAGACUGAACCUUUAGAAACAGAAACUGAGGGUCAGCCUUUGAGGACAGUGGGAGAGAAGGCCUCUCGUGGAACUGUGGAAGGUGCCAAGAAUCCACACACUGCCAGAGAGAUGAAACCUCUAGGAACAUCUGAGGACAUCCGACCUCGGGAAACAGCUGGAGAUCUGCAGCCUCAAGAAAUAGCACAGAAGAAUCGCCAGCCCGAAAUUUUGAACAUUGUUUCCAAAGAGAAUGAAUCUGCAGAAAUGUUGGAUGGAAGUCAGCUUGGGGAAAUAGCUGAAGAGCAGCAACUUCAAGAAACAGAGGGAAAACACGAGCAGUCUCAACUUCUAGUAACAAUUCCCAAAGAGGAGGAAACGUCAGAAAUUUUGGACAGAAGUCAGCUUGUGGAAACAGCUGUGGAGAAUGAUGCCCUCCACAAAGCUCCUGAAGUUCCUGGAAGCGUGGAACAGAUCCAACCGGAGGGAACAGUUGGAAGCAUGGAGCAUCCAGCAGGAAUUGUCAAGGCAGAGGCAAAUGUGGAAAUGGUCAGGGAGAUUCUCACUAAUGAAGAGGACCAACAAAUUGAAGGUGAGACCGGAGAAAAGGUUGAAACUGAGAUGGUGAAUGAGAAAGUAAGUGAAGGGGGCGAAACAAAGGAAGAAGAGACCGGAGAAGCCGUGGACCCCUCAGCAGCCACAUAG